AUGCAAUGCGUUUUGCUUGUUCGGGACUCUCCUCGUGCACUUGCAUUGCAGCCCUCUCAUAAUUACAAUUCGAAUUCAGACGUAUCUAAUUCAGCAUUAGUCUUUGAAAAUACCCAUAAAACCUAUGACCGCCAACGUCCUCAAUGCAAUGUCACACUUGUAAAGGACACCGAAUUUAAUAAAAGCGAAUAUCGACAGCUUAGUCCAAGGCCUGUAUAUGGCUGUCUUGGGUUACUCCAAGUUGAAAAAGAUAUGUUUAUGGCAGUGGUAACAGAUUGCCAACAUAUUGGAGAAAUUAGACCGGGAGAGUCAGUGCAUCGAAUAUCAGACGUAGAAUUUUAUUCACUCACAAACAGUUCUUACGAUUCUGUGUCAAACUCAUAUGCAUCAUAUAGCUCCACUCGAAUAUAUGAUGAGGAUGGGAUAUUGAGUCCACAAAGUGAACAACCUGUACAAAAUUACAUAAAUCUAUGUGCACCACUCAAAAAGUUAUUAUCAAAUGGACAUUUCUAUUUUUCAUCAGAUUUUGAUCUUACAAGAACUUUGGCCGCAAGAAUAACGAUGACAGCAGCAGAUAAAUAUUCUUUUGAUGAUAAUUUCUUAUGGAAUAAAUAUAUGAUUAAAGAGUUAUUGAAUUUUCGAUCCAAACUAAGCAAAUCAAAUCAGGCAGAUAUGGAUCGUUGUGGAUUUUUGGUACUUGCCAUUCAAGGAUAUAUCGGCAGGCAAGAAACAAUUAUGGGGUCAAUGCCAGUAUCUUUAUCAGUUAUAUCUAAAUUAAGUUGUAAACGUGCUGGCACGCGGUACAACACUCGCGGAAUUGAUGACGACGGGAAAGUUGCGAAUUUUGUAGAGACCGAAACCAUCUUGCAAAUGCCUACUACUUGUUUCUCGUAUGUGCAAAUUCGUGGCAGUGUUCCUGUAUUUUGGGAACAACAAGGUCUCCAAGUUAUGUCGCACAAAAUUCAGAUUUCUCGUGGACCUGCAGCGACACAACCAGCAGUCGAACGCCAUUUUAAUGAAUUACAGAGUAGAUAUGGUGAUGUAGAUGUAAUCAACCUUCUUGGCAUAAAAGAGGGUGAAUCAGUUUUAAGUAAAGAAUAUAAAGAGCGUAUUGAUAGUCUAAAUGGAAACGGCAUCGAGAAUCGUGUACGCAUGACAAAUUUCGAUUUCCAUACUGUUUGUAAGAAUGGAAGUUAUGACAACGUCUCCUUACUGUUAAGCCAAAUUCGAGAAAGAUUGGAGUUUUUUAAUUUUUUUGUGUUGGAUAAGGAAACGAAUUCGCCCAUAUUCUAUCAAAAGGGUGUUUUUAGAACGAACUGUGUGGAUUGCUUGGACAGAACCAAUGUUGUUCAAACAAUUAUUUCGAAAACUAUAUUGGACUUGUAUCUUCGACAAAUAUUGUCCUUCACGAGAUAUGACACGGACGGUCUCUUUUCUCGACAUUCUUACUUAUGGGCCGAAAACGGAGACAGUUUGUCAAAAAUUUAUGCAGGUACAGGGGCUCUUAAGUCGGAGUUUACCCGUAGCGGAAAGCUUACUUGGUCAGGCGUACUUGGAGAUGCGACCAAGUCUGUAAAUAGGUUUUAUAUUAAUAACUUUCAAGAUAAGUCAAAACAAGAAGUUAUCGAUUUACUACUUGGAAAAUUAAUGUAUCAAAAAGUAAUCGAGAUACACGACCCUGUUCACGAAUUAGUAUUGGAGGAUAUGCAAAAAAGGACAAACGACUUUUCAACAAAAUCUUCAAUAAAUGUAUUCGUAGGUUCAUAUAAUCUCAACGGACGUUUGCCACAUGGAGAGUCAUUGUCAUCUUGGCUUUUUGCUUUUGACUAUCAUGAUCCAGAACCCGAACUUUAUGUUAUUGGGUUUCAAGAGAUUGUUGAACUGAUGCCCCAGCAGGUAUUUAUUUUACGACGAAUUUGGGAAAAAGAGAUAAGCGAAACACUAGAACGUCGACCUAAUAAACGCUCUGAUUAUGUCAUCUUGAGAUCCGGCCAACUUGUUGGAACAGCUCUUGUUAUAUAUGCAAGAUCAGAUAUAGUAUCCAAUAUACGUAAUGUGGAAUAUUUAAUGAAAAAAACUGGAUUGGGUGGGAUGGCAGGAAAUAAAGGAGCUGUUGCUAUUCGUCUUGAUUACCAUGACACGAGUAUGUGUUUUGUUACCGCACAUUUAGCUUCUGGGCAUUCGAAUUGGGAAGAAAGAAAUAGAGAUUACAAAACUAUACAUGAUGGCUUGCUUUUCAGAAAUGGUCGUCGUCUUGAACAUCAUGAAAUCAUUAUCUGGUUAGGUGACUUCAAUUAUCGAAUAUCCUUGGGCAACGAGGAGGUUCGAAACCUCAUAGCAGAUAAUAACUUUAAUAAACUGUUAAAGGCCGAUCAGUUAACAAAGCAAAUCGAAUGGGGUCAGUCAUUUACCGAAUACAUAGAAGGUCCUAUAACUUUUUAUCCAACUUAUAAAUUUGAUAAUGGCACCGAUAAUUAUGAUACAAGCGAGAAGGCUCGGGUCCCGGCUUGGACCGAUCGAAUCCUGUAUUCUGGUAAUAAGAUUCAGCAAAUUGGAUAUUCACGAGCAGAAAUAAGGUUGUCAGACCAUCGACCCGUAAUGUCAUCAUUUGAUAUUGAAGUAAUCAAAUAUGAUGAAGCCGCUAAAGAAAAGAUACAAAGAGAUUUAUAUUUUGAGAAAUUGAAGCUUGUUUCACAAGCCAAUCCCAACACUUCAUCAAAUGACGAAGGCUCAUGGAAUAAAGUAGCAAAGAAUGUCAGAAAAGUCAACAAUCCUUUGCUAGGGGAUAAAUUUGGUAAUGGAAUUAUUAAAAAGAAACUUGCAGAAAACAAAGUUGAACCUGUUGUUGGUGUUUUGAUCGAUCUUGACGGUAAAAACAACAGAAAGGAAGAAAAUUUGCCUCCUCCAAGUUCGGAGACACAUCAAUGGUGGAUAAAUGAUUCAGGUCCGAACAAAAUGCAUCUUUUAAGUAAAAGUUCACCCAAAAUAAACGUCGAACCUGGCAAAAUUAAAUCAGAUAAAACUAAAGGUCUCAGAAUGAUUAAUAAGAUGUCAAAAUUUAAAGUGUCCAACAAGGAAUGUUUCAAGGUUAAUGGAAUGAAGAUUCUGAAGACUGCUGCGGAAAUUACAAAAAUUGUACCGUAUUUAGACAGUAUCAUUAGCUUGUCAGACGAAAUUAUGAAAAUUCAUGAAAAUGCAACAUACAAUGAAAAGACUUGCAGGUUAAUGGCUGAUAGGGUAGAUUUGGCAAUGACGUCAAUAAAACUAUUGAAAAGACACGUGAAUGAUGAUAACAAUAAAUCUCGACGACAAAUGAGUUAUCAAAAUGCAUUGGUUUAUUUUAUUGAGGUAUUAAAACAUAUUAAAACAUUUGUUGCAAAUAUUUCUGGGACAAAAGGGUUUAAAAAAUAUUUUAUUGCUAAUGCGGUUACAAAUCAAUUUAAUGAAAUAAGAGAUGAGUUUGAUAAUGCUUAUAAGGCAUUGCACCUUGCUAUAUCCAUUGAUCAUAUUAUUAGUCGUGAAAAAGAAGAUAUUGAAUAUAAAUUGGAAUUAGAAGAAUAUAAAAAACAUUAUGAAACUAUUAAUAAUAUGGGAGGAAAUAUUUCUCUUCUAACUAAAUUAGUUGAACGUAUAGAUAAAAAUACUUCUAAAGAUGAUAAGCUUCUCGAUGAUUUAAGACCACCAGAGAUUCAUCCAAAUGAUAUUUCACUUCCGGAAAAUUCCGAAUUUCAUGAAGAUAUCGAAUUGAGGAAAUAUAAAAAUCUUGAUGUGGCAUGUAAAAAAAUUGAAUCUAUCCAAGAUGAUACUCCUGUUUCAAAAAAGAUUCAUUGUUUGAUUUUGGAAUGGGCCGAAUUAAAUAAUUUAAAAUAUGUUUACGAACAUCAUAAACUUUCAUGGGAUAUCAAAUUAAACAUUGCAAGAGAUGUUUUUCAAGGCCUUGGUUUCCUUCAUGCCAUUGGUAUUUUGCACCAUGAUGUAAGGGCGGAAAAUAUGCUGGUAACUAGUGGUUAUAAGUGCAAAAUAUCUAAUUUUAAUCUCAGUCGUGAAUUAAAUACCGAAUCUCGUGAAAUCUCGGACCUUCUACAAAUAGUUCGUUGGAUGGCACCAGAAAAACUUAAAAAACUUAACACAAAAAAUCCAUAUAACUAUGCGUGCGAAAUGUACAGUUUUGGAAUGUUCCUUUGGGAACUUUCUUUUAAUAGAAUUCCAUAUGAAAAUCUUGAUCCUGAAGGCAUAGAAGAACAUGUUCUCAAAGGAAAUCGAGAGACUUUGGAAUUUGAGAAAGGACCAAGUGAUAUUAUUGAAGGUUUUACCAAAAUUAUCACAUUAGCAUGGCAAGAAGACCAUCGGAUCCGUCCAAAAGAUCCAGCCGUUACCAGAAUUCUUGAAUCAUUGGUUAAAUCCCGUUCUAACAAGGGAAUUAGUCCAAUGGUCCCUUAUGAACAAAAUAAAACUGUCACCGUUACAUCCUUGGAAAUUUCACGAAACAUUUCUGAUACGGAAUAUGAUAUUGAAUACGAUGAAAAUUUGGAUAAUAGAAGGCUUAACUUGAUACCAUUUUGGGAAAGGAGAGCAGUAAAAUCAUGA
This is a messenger RNA of Funneliformis mosseae, 4587 nucleotides long. The record is from the annotation of a GenBank genome assembly. Lineage: Eukaryota; Fungi; Glomeromycota; Glomeromycetes; Glomerales; Glomeraceae.